CCCAUCUCAGAGAAUUAUAGCGAUUAAUCUAAUCUCUUUAGAACUUUCUUAUAAUUAGAAAAACGCAACAUAAAGUUAAUGUGUUUCAAAUACUAUAAGUAUUAUUUAGUAAAAGUGUAAUGUCCCACCGACAUUAUAAGUAUUUUCAUUGGAAAGAUAAAUAUCAAAACUUAAUAAAGAUAUUCAAAGUCGCUUUUAAAGGACUCAUCAAUAAAAAAACUCAACAUUAAAAGAAAGUUAUUAAGCUGUCAGUUUCAUCCCUCUUAAGUGUGGUAACAAUAUCAGUAAAUAAUAAAAAAUAUGGGAAAUUUGAGCAGGUUAUACUAGCAAUCUUGGAUGUAUGUCUGUCACUACUAUUUCUUACUGUCAAUUGUUGUCAAAUGUCAAUUGUACUUCGUCGAGCAGUCAAGGAAAAUGUCUUAUGUGAUUCUGCUACUCUAAAUAUUAAUAUUAUUUUGAAAUCCCCAUUUCAGUCUAAGGAAAUUACUUCAAAUUUACUAAUGCAGAAUAUUUAGAACUGGUAUUAAUGGCCGAUUUACCGAAUGGCUGGGUUCAGCUGGUAUCUUUCUGAAGGCUUUCAAGUAAUUAUUGAAAAGUCAAAAGAAGCAAAAUGUUCUCUAAAAGAUAUUCAAUUGCGUUUCUUGUGCCCUGACGACUUAGAAGAAGUGCGAUCUCUUUGUAGAGACUGGUUUCCAAUAGAAUAUCCGCAGUCAUGGUAUGAAGACAUAACAUCAUCAGAGAGAUUUUUUGCUCUUGCUGCGGUUUAUAAAUGUCAAAUCAUCGGUCUAAUAGUGGCUGAAAUUAAACCUUAUUUAAAAUUAAAUACAGAGGACAGAGGAAUAUUGUCCAGGUGGUUCGCAUCAAAGGACACACUUGUUGCAUAUAUUUUAUCUCUAGGAGUGGUUCGGUCAUACAGACGAUCAGGUGUGGCUACAAUGCUCCUGGAUGUUUUAAUCAACCAUCUGUCUGGUCCUAUGCCACAGCCACCCCAUGAGCAUCGAGUAAAGGCUAUCUUCCUUCAUGUCCUCACUACUAACUCAGAAGCUAUACUCUUUUAUGAAAAGAGAAGAUUCCGCCUGCAUUCGUUCCUGCCGUACUAUUAUUCUAUAAAUGGACGUUGUAAAGACGGGUUUACAUAUGUAUAUUAUGUGAACGGUGGUCACGCGCCGUGGGGAUUAUACGACUACGUGAAGUACGUCGCGCGAGCGGCUUGGAGGGGGGGCGGACUAUACCCGUGGCUGUGGGGAAAGCUACGCACCGCACUCACUAUAGCGUGGCACAGACACGGUUUACAAUUGCGCGACGCGGCCUUUACAUUGCGACGGCGACGUGCGGCGAUACGAGACUGCGGACGCUUUCCUAUAACUAUGCAAUCUUAAAACUGGCUGUAUUAUAUUUAAGGUUAAUCACAAUACAGACUUAUCGCACCACGUCGUCCGUUAAAUCUCUGAAAUGUGAAAUAGUCCUUAGUUAUAACGGUAUAAAGCUGCACAUUGUUCGGCAAAUGUUAUCGAUUUACGAGUGCGUAUCGUUUUCUGAAGUAUGCGCGCUUAUUGAAUCGUUAUUGGUAGACGUUGAACAUUAUCAAACCAACAAUCGGUUUGAUUAUUCACUCGAUUGUGUUAUAUGAUAUAUAUAGAUGUAAUCAAUUGACAUUUACUGUAAAUUAUGAAUUUACAUAUUGAUUUUUAAUAUAUUUGUAUACUAUUAUUUAAUAUGGACACAAUACUAUUAAGAUAUACUGAAAAUUGAUAAAAUUUUCACUGAAAUUAUUUUAUUUUCAAUUGGUAUAAAUAACAUCUGCUGUUUCCUAUUUGACCUAAAAUGGGCCAGUUGCCGUACAAAGUCAAUUGAAACAAGUCUUAGCAUUAAGGCGUUAUUUUUGGAACAUUGAAUUUGUUAAUGCGACUCGGGAUACUCAAUUAUUUUUUAAUUUAUAAAAAGAUUAGAAUUUACAAUUUAUUAAUUAUAAAACAGGUAAUACAUAAAAUUAUAAAUUAUUAUCUCAUUCUAUUAAUAAAACAUAUGGCAUUUAUUUAAUUAACUAACAUUAAUUUAAAUGUUUUAAUACAUACCUACUUAAAAUUCAAAUAAAAUGUAACAUUUUCCUCUAAAAUCAUCCUGUAAAGUCAAAUCUAACAAGAACGUCUGCUAAAACUCUCCUUUCAUCAAGUACUCAAUUUUAUUAGUAGUUAAGUUUAAAGUAAAAAAAAAAACUAUAGUUUCUAUUUUCACUGUUGUUUCACUACAAAAUGUAGAGAUUUCACAGAAAUGAUUAAUAAUUUUCACGUUGAAUUGAUCAAAUUUUACUAAGAUAAUAGUUGUAUUUAGAAUUCACGCAUUUUCAGAUAUCACAAAUGUUGUACAUAUGUCGUGUUAUACAGUCAACAGCACGUCAGGUUAUACAAAACUACUCGAAUUUAAACUGUAAUAUAUUGCGGGUAGUAUUCAUAAUCCAUUGAAAAAAAUUUGACGUAUUGUGAUAACCUGAUAUGCAAGGCGUGUGUACAUGACAAAAAGUCGUUAAAAUAAUUACUAAAAAUAUCAUUGAACAAUAAUUUUGACACACUGUAGUUUUGUAAUGUUAUUGUGAUUGUGACGAAUCAAACUGACACAUUAUGAAACUGAAGAUUUCGGGUGUUUUCCUCAAGGAAGAACCAGGUUUUCCUUAUAGUUAGGUGGUUUUCCUUACAGUUAUGUGGUUUUCUUUACGUAAAGGUUUCAUUAAUUUUGCUUAUCAAUGGAUGGCGUUACAGUUUUUUCACGACUGCCCAAAAACCGUCCUAAAUUACAAAUAUUCCACAGGACGGUACCCCUUACGAUUUUGACUGCAAUGUUUCUUUUCCAUUUUAGUUCGAUUUUGGCAGUCGCGUUUUUGUAUUUUUAAAUUAUUUAUUAUAAAUUUAUGAUUUGAAACUUUAUGAGUGGAAUGUCCGUAAUCUAUAUCGUUAUUUACCGGUUACUGCGUAAUAUUGUAUGAUGGACUAAAAUUAUUUUUUAUUAAAAGAGGUUUUAAUUUUUUAUAAGCUUUUUUAAAGAAAAAUAAAAAUAAACCAAUUAUGCAGGGUGUAACAUUUAGAGGGCCAGAAUGGCAAAGUCUGAAACUAUAAUACUAAGAUAUAUUAUUAGGAUCCAUGUUACCAAUAUUAGUGACAAGAAGAAAUGCAUUCAUACUUUAAAAAAAAAUAGUUCGGGAAUAAAACCCGGAAGUUUUGAAAAAUAAAAGUUAAUUAUUUCUACUUAGAUACCAAUUAUGUAGGUCCUAAGCAGUUAAUGUUACUUGAAAUAUUAUAUCUAAAAUUUAGUUUUUUUAUUAAAAAAGGCGUAACAAACUAAAAUUAUACAUACAAAUGAAAGAGUAUAGGCUUUUUAACUGGUAAUUAAAUAGUAAUAUAACAAAUUGGAACACUGGUGCCAUCUGUUGACAAGUUAUAAAGAAUGAAAUCUUUAUCCUUAAAGAAACAACGUCUGAUUACCAACUUAAUUCGAAAUAAAUUUUACUAGUAAACUUAAACAUUUAAUUUUAUGAAUACUAUCAAGUAUACAGUUUUUAAUUAAGUUUUGUAUAACAACCUUUGCUGACACUACCUAACAUAAAUCAGUUUUGCAAGUAAGAACUCAUAUUAACAUUUUCUGAAGAGUUACUCUUCCAAGAUAAAUAAUUUAUAAUGUAAUAAACGUCUAUAAAAACAUAUUGUGUCAGUUUAAAUUAAUAUGUUAAAUUUUUUGUGAUAAUUUUAGUACUCUAAAAGCUUUAAAUUCGAAUUGAGACGCUGAUACCGGAGUAAUUUCAGUAUAUUGACGGAUUUCUUUUUAGUGAUGACAGAAUUGAAACAAAUUAUUUAUAAGAGGUUUUUUUUGCGAUAACGUUGUCUAUGCAGUAUUGUGUGCCAUGAUUAACUGCCAAGAAAAUUAAAGUAAGGUGCCUGUGUGUUCAGUAAUUUAUGGUAUAAUCUUAUAAAUUAACUUGGAACGUCGUGUGAAAGCUAUAUUUUUCGGCAUAAUAUAUGGCGUAAAUUUUACAAUACAAAUCUAUUAACCUUGACGACGUUUUUUGCCAAUAUUGAGUUUACUGAUAUACUAACAGAAUAAAUUACUAAUGCCAAUACAGGGUUAAUUGUUAAAUGCCAGCAAGCUCGUAGACUAUAUAACAAGAUAAUUGAACGUAUAUAUAAGUCUACGUUUUAUAUAUAAACGAAAGGACGCCAAUAUAGCGCGCUAUACAAAUUACCAACAUAUAAGUUACAUUAGAGAAUAUUCUCGCGACUUCACCCGUGUUAAAUAUAGCCUUUAUCACUAGUGUAUAAUGUAACUUACUAUUUAAUGCCGUCGAUGAAAAAUAAUAAAAAGCCAAAUUAGAAAAUAACGCCAUCUGUUGGUGCAGAAAAAUAUCGUAAUCGCAAUGUUCCAUAUUUAAACUUAUCGAAGUCUGUUAACCCUUAAAUGCAUAGCGUUUCAAAAAUGAAACGGUAAAUUUAUGCCCUUGUAGAACAAGGUAUUUGUUAUGUGCGGACUUGGCUGUAUGGUUAUUUGAUGCCUCAGUCCAUAAUUAAUUUGAGUGAAUUAAAAAAAUAACAGCCAUAGAUUAGCGUGCGGCGCGAAAUGUCAUUUUAAAAAAAUUUGGAGCUUCUUUGGCGCCAACUACUAUUUACUGAAUUUGCAGUUUGUGAUUAAAAUUAAAUUAAAGAGUACUUUUAUCCGUGCAAAAAUAAAUUGUAUUGGUAAGUUUGUCUAUUUUUUUAUUAUGCUUCUGCUUUUUGGUUAUAUACCUGAAUUAUAUGUUUUUUUCUCAAAAAAUGUAAUGUUUCAAAAAUGAUACAGUAUGCAAUAACGGUAUGAUGAUUGGUGUGCUAUUGUAUGCGACAAUUUUGGUGGUGGUUGAAUGUUUAUGCAUGGUUUUAUGUGCUUUUUACAGUGAUGGCUUCAAAAGCAUGCUCAGAUGACCAAAUAGAACAUAUUCUUCGAAGAUUGGAAGCAGGUGACAUAUCAGAGGAUGACUGUGAGUCUGAAGGAGACGAUUUGGAUUUCUAUCCCACGAGAGAAGAGUUACUACAGGUACUAGAAGAUGACUUUCCGCCUACUAAUGAUGAUGAGACUGGUAAUGAUGAAGGCAGAUCAGAUCCUCCACUUAUAUGUGAUGAUGAGUAUAUUCAUGUCUCAUCUUCUGCCGCAGACCAACGCAUCCCAAUCAGGCAAAUGAUAUGGAAAAAGCAAAGCUUUCCAUUCGAUGAAAAUAGAAUGAGAUUUCAGAGCGACACGCCUCUUUCUUCAGAUGUAGUUAAUCUAGACACUCCUUUUAAUUUUUUUUCGUACUUUUUUACAAAAGAACUUUUGGAAGAAAUAGUACACGAGACCAAUAAAUACAGCGUACAAAAAAAUCCAGCUCGUCCAGAUACGAUUACCGUUACAGAGUUGCGUCAGUAUUUUGGUAUUCUUGUAUAUAUGUCCGUCUUUCGGUACCCAAGUGUACGUUUCUACUGGAACACUAAGCAUGCUUUUACCCCCAUAUCAGAGACUAUGGCACUAAAUAGAUUUGAAAAGAUUAGAAAUAUCCUGCAUUUUAACGACAAUGAAAAGCAUAUGCCACAAGACCAUCCAAAUCAUGAUAGACUUCAUAAACUAAGACCAAUAAUAGACCACCUAAAUAAUAAAUUUGGAUCCAUACCUUAUGACCAACGUCUCUCAAUAGACGAGCAGAUGUGCGCCACUAAGUUAGCUCAUUUCAUGAAACAGUACUUGCCCAACAAGCCCCAUAAAUGGGGUUUCAAAUUAUUUGUCAUGUGUUCUUUGCAAGGAUUUGCCUAUCAAUUUGAGAUUUAUUCUGGCAAAAUGAUUCAUGAUCGUCUUUCGACUGAGCCAGAACUUGGUGCAGUUUCUGAUACAGUUGUCAGACUAACACGAGGUGUGCCUAGAAACCGCAACCAUAUAAUUUAUUUCGAUAAUUUUUACACCAACAUACCGCUUAUGCAUUAUUUUGCUCAACACGGAAUUUAUUGUCUUGGAACCGUUCAACGUAACAGACUAGGUAAGAACUGCAAAUUACCUUUAAAAGCUGAGGUUAUGAAGAGUAAUGUACCGAGAGGUGAUUACGUUGAAAACGUCUCCAGUUACGAAGGAACACCAGUAACCGCCGUUAGCUGGAAAGAUAAUAAACAAGUGAUACUCCUCUCCACAUAUGUUGGAGCAGAUCCCAUUGAGACAAUCGAGAGAUACGAUAAAAAAGAGAAGAAAAAGGUGACUAUCCCUUGCCCAAGACUGAUAAAGGAAUAUAAUUCGCAUAUGGGUGGGGUCGACCUAAUGGACAGUUUUUUAGGUCGAUACCGCAUUCAUAUGAAAAGCAGAAAAUGGUAUUUGCGUAUCUUUUAUCAUCUUUUAGAUAUCACCAUUAUAAAUUCCUGGGUUCUUUAUCUAAAAGUAAAUAAACAAAAGGGAAUCCAUCCAAAGAACCUUAUGAACUUGGCGGAGUUUCGCGCUGACUUGGCUGAAGCUCUGUGUAAAUAUGGAACACACAGAGAGAAUAAGAGGGGAAGACCUAGCUCAAGCAUUGAAGAAGCAAUAGCC
Messenger RNA from Diatraea saccharalis (sugarcane borer), 6561 nucleotides. The record is from the annotation of a GenBank genome assembly. Lineage: Eukaryota; Metazoa; Arthropoda; Insecta; Lepidoptera; Crambidae.